AUGACAGGAUUACAACAUACUACUUCAUCUUCCAAUCUAUUAUCGACAGAUAUUGAUGAUAUAGAGAAAUCGAAAGGUGCUUUUUCCUCUUCCUCUUCCUCUUCAUCUCCAUCUCCAUCUUCAACUUCUGGUAGUGGUAGUGGACCAAAAGAACUAGGUGAUCCAGAUUCAGAUUCAGUCAUGAUUGAUCCACAAGAUCCUUCCUCUUCCACCUCUACUUCCACUUCCAGCUCCUCAUCUGCUUCUACUUCCACUUCCACUUCAACUCCAACUUCGAUUUCGCAAUCCACAAGUAAGCCGGAGCAAGGUGAAGAAUCAAAAGAAGCAGAAGGGACAGAUGAUGUAGUCAUGAAUGAGAAUGAAGAUAUCCUCGAUCAUGAAAACGAUAAUGAUAAUCAACUCCAACAAGAUUCAGGUAUGGAAGAAAUCCCAGACGGAAGGAAUGCAGAUGAUUCAAAUGGCGAUAUAGAAGCUGGUUCAAACCAAGAAGGUAAACGUGUCAAGGUGUACGAACUCCAUGAUACGUCAUGGCACGAUCGAGGAACAGGAUUUUGUAGAGGGAUAUACGAUGAUAGACAAGAUAUAGCUUUGAUCGUUGUGGAACCUGAAGAUUUCGAACAAGAAGGUGGAAAAGUUGAAGGUGAAGGUGGUUUCUUAAAGAAUGGUCUAUUAUUAAGUGCCAGAGUUGAGAAAGAAGAUAUAUAUGGUAAACAGCAAGAUACAUUGAUAGUCUGGACGGAACCUGCGACGGGUCUAGAUAUGGCUUUAUCAUUUCAAGAUCCAGAAGGAUGUGAGGAUAUUUGGCAAUUCAUUUGUGAAGUUCAACGACAUCUAUUGAAUGUAGCUGCCGACGCAGAAGCACAUCAACAAGUCCCAUCAUCCUCGUCACCCGUCGCCAACUCACCUAUGCUAGGUCCUACUUCAUCAGCCAUGCAAUUGUCAGAUUCGAGAAUGCCAUGGCAAGUGCCAACUUUAGCAAAUAUAAGAGAUCAAGAGAUGUUCAUCAGAAUGCAAGCAAAGUCACCGGUGGGGAGAGAAAGGGCCGUUGAGCAUAUAUUGGGCGAAGACUAUAUCAAACAUCUAAUAGUAGUACUGGAGCAAGCGGAAGAUUUGGAAAGUCUGGAUGAUCUACACAUCUUGUGUUCUUUAAUGCAGACAAUAUUACUUUUCAACGAUAAUGGUAUUUUCGAGUACAUACUGCUAGACGAAAUAUUUGAAGGGGUGAUGGGGAUGUUGGAAUAUGAUCCCGAGUUUCCAGGAUUGAAAGCUUCUUACCGGCAAUACUUCAAAGACACUGCACGGUUCAAGCAAGUGGUGGAAAUCAGAGAUGAAAACAUACGUCAAAAGAUUCAUCAAACGUAUCGAUUACUGUAUUUGAAAGAUGUUGUUCUUGCACGACUAUUAGAUGAUCCAACAUUCAACAUUUUGAAUGGAUUCGUCUUUUUCAAUCAAGUCGAUAUCAUCAAUCAUAUCCAAUCGAAUGAUCCGCUGUUAACCCAACUUUUCAAUGGGUUUCAUGAACCACCACCACUUGAUCAAGAUAUAGAAAAGAUCAAAGAUGAACCUUUAGAUGAAAGGAAACGUGAUGUUGUAAUGUUCUUGCACCAAUUAAUGAUAAUGGGUAAAGGUGUACAAUUACCCAGCAGGUUAGCAUUAUAUCGAAAUUUAGUUGAAAGAGGAUUAUUAUUCGUUUGUGAAUGGUCUUUCAGACGAAAAGAACCACAUAUCUUACAUGCCGGAGCUGAAAUAUUAACUUUGGCCGUUGAACAUGAUUCAAACGUAGUAAGGAUGCAUGUCCUCAAAGAAGAUGAAGUCAAGAGGAGAACUUUGAUAAUGGAGAUUAUUGGACUAUUGCAUUCGACCAAAAACUUGGGUUUAAUGUCACAAAUGUCAGAUACAUUGAAAACAUUACUUGAAUCUCCUCCAGAAAAUGAAGCAUUUGUGGCUCGUACGAAAGAAGGCCCAGUAACAGAAAACUUCAGUACAAUGUUCUACGAGACAUCUGCAAACAACUUGUUCAAACCGCUCUUAGAGGCACCUGACAUCAAAGCGGAGCUCACCAAAAGUCCAAAAUUCAGGUUAACCCGUGAACAUAUUACACUUCUUCAGCUUCUUGUGGAAUUAUUAUCCUUCUGCGUAUUGAACCAUACUCACAAAGGAUCAUAUUUCAUUCUGUCAAAUCCCAUUUCAAAGAAAGUGGUCAAUCUGUUAUACGUGAAAGAUAAACCAUUACGACAUGCUGCAUUACGGUACAUUCGAGCAUGUCUCAAAACUCCAAAUCAUUUCAUACAUCGUUACUACGUGAAAAACGAUCUCUUCCUACCACUGUUAGAAUUGUUGGAAGAAGAAACUACACGAGAUAAUAUGAUGAGUUCGGCUUGUAUGGAUGUUCUUGAGUUGAUCAGACGUGAUAACCUCAAGACAAUCAUUAAUUACCUCUUCGAUACGUAUCGCGAACGAAUCGAACAAUUAACAUCUCGAGCAUUCUUACGAAAAUACAUACUAGGUCUACGUAAUCGAUGGGAAAUCAACAACGAGCCUCAACCACCUGUACAACAGCCUACUUUAGGUGAAGGCGAAUCAAGUAAAUCACAAGUCAAGAAUCGAUCUACGACAGAAGAGGAAGAUUACUUCAAUGCCUCUGAUGAAGAAGAAGUUACACCUACAUCCAAAGUAUCGCCUGUAACGGAGACUAUACCACUGAAGAGGAAGAGAAUGUUGACUCAUGGUGGAGGACCUGGAUCAAAGAAGCGACCUUCAGGUGCAAGGCAACAACAAGCUUCCUCUUCUUCCUCCCCGUCAACAGCUACAACUAACAGUGGUCCGAGUACACCAGGAAGUGCCAGUGGCGGUGGAGCGUUAGGAUUAGAUUAUGAUGAUGGUUCAGAUUCAGAUAAUUCUUCGUCAGGUAAUCAGUCUCCCAGGCAGUCACAAAGAUUACAACAACAACAUCACAGUAACCAGCUUCUGUCAGAAACUCCAAUAACUUCAGAUAUUAAGCCCACAGAGGUUUUGGAAGAAGAUUUGGGUGAUGUUCAAUUACGUAUGAGAGCUAAGAGACAAAGAGAAGAAGAGGAAGAAGAAGGUUUCGCAGGUUUAUUGGUCGGUGCAAACUCUACCACUUCCAACACCAAUAGCAAUACAAACUCUUCGGACAGACCACCAUCCAUCAUACCGAAAAUAGAGCUGAAAAAAGAUGGUGCCGGUGAUCAAAAUGCAAAGGAUUCAUCAUCAUCGGACACAAACACAAAAAAGAACAGUUCAACUCCGGUGAAGGAUAUGGGUAAGAAAAUAAGAUUGAAUCUAGGGUUUGGGAAGAAACUAGGUGGCGGCAAGUGA
Kwoniella shivajii is the source of this 3339-nucleotide messenger RNA. RefSeq lists its product as uncharacterized. The transcript is spliced from 12 exons. Gene Ontology annotation, molecular function: protein phosphatase activator activity. The record is from RefSeq and is a predicted model, not a curated record. Gene Ontology annotation, biological process: DNA damage response; protein dephosphorylation. Gene Ontology annotation, cellular component: nucleoplasm; protein phosphatase 4 complex. Bases 1 to 3339 code for a protein of 1112 amino acids. Lineage: Eukaryota; Fungi; Basidiomycota; Tremellomycetes; Tremellales; Cryptococcaceae.